Molecule: messenger RNA, 480 nt
Organism: Astrephomene gubernaculifera
Lineage: Eukaryota; Viridiplantae; Chlorophyta; Chlorophyceae; Chlamydomonadales; Astrephomenaceae
Source: the annotation of a GenBank genome assembly
CUUGGAGCUGAUGCCCGAGGGCGGUCCGGGUGUGUGCAGCGGUGUGCACAGCGUGGUGGAGGGGUACACGGAGGAGCCCCAGGCCCCAGGCGCUGCUCCCCUCCUCCGCCGGCUGCUCUACUCCCCCCACUCGCGCACCUGCCUGCUAGCGGCCUGGGAGCAGUCCGACCCCGCAGCCACACACCCGCACCCGCAGCAGGCGCCCUUCCAGCUCUUCCAAACACACGCCCCUGCAGAGACGGCCAGCUCCUCCGCCCCCCUCGCCUGCAGGGGGCUGCUCAGCUGGAGCGCCCUCACCGGCACCGCCGCCAGCCUACUGGAGGACCCGGACACGGCGGCGGUGGAUGCCGCGUUCGUGGCGGCGGCUCCGGCGGCGGCGGAUAAGGCCCCCGGCGCCUCCGCACCCUCAGCAUCAGCACCCUCAGCAGGAGCAGGAGAGGAUGCGGCAGCACGCUGGGUGGUGCUCUCCGCGACCUACGG